Molecule: messenger RNA, 1807 nt
Organism: Hylaeus volcanicus
Lineage: Eukaryota; Metazoa; Arthropoda; Insecta; Hymenoptera; Colletidae
Product: sorbitol dehydrogenase-like
Exons: 8
Coding region: 145-1197 (350 amino acids)
Biological process (GO): D-sorbitol catabolic process
Molecular function (GO): zinc ion binding; L-iditol 2-dehydrogenase (NAD+) activity
Source: RefSeq, a predicted model, not a curated record
UAGCGAGAACUAACCGUUCUCGGCGGGUGUUCAUAUAUAGACGGCGCGCGUUCUCCUUCUUUAGUUUCGAGUCGGGUCCCAGUGUUCUUUCGGGAAAUAUUUCGUUUCCUUCCAUUUGUUCGAACGCAACCGUCGCCUACGAUCAUGGCCAAGGACAAUCUCACCGCUAUUCUUUACGGCAUCAAUGACAUUCGUUUGGAACAAACUCCUAUCGAGGAGCCUAACGACGAUGAGGUACUCCUUAGAAUGAGCUGCGUUGGAAUUUGCGGUUCCGACGUGCAUUAUCUUGUAAAGGGUGGGAUCGGUGAUUUCGUGGUGCGCAAACCCAUGAUCAUCGGCCAUGAGGCCUCUGGUGUGGUCGCCAAGCUAGGAAAAGGCGUGAAGAAUUUAAAGGUUGGCGAUCGAGUGGCCAUCGAACCUGGCGUAUCCUGUCGCAUGUGUCACUUCUGUAAGGAAGGACGUUACAAUUUGUGCAAGGAUAUGGUAUUUUGUGCCACGCCGCCGGUCCAUGGCAAUCUGAGACGUUACUACAAACACGCAGCCGAUUUCUGCUACAAGUUACCGGAUCACGUAACGAUGGAAGAAGGGGCACUGUUGGAGCCUCUGUCUGUCGGUGUCCAUGCUUGCAAACGCGCAAACAUCGGUAUCGGCUCGAAGGUGUUGAUUUUGGGCUCAGGCCCCAUCGGUCUCGUGACCUUGUUGGUAGCCAGGGCUAUGGGUGCCAGCAAAGUUGUUAUGAUUGAUCGGCUGAAGAGCAGGUUGGACGUCGCGGAGAAACUGGGUGCUGACGCAACGUUAUUGGUGAAGGAGGAAUACACGGAGCCGGAAGUUGUGAAGAAAAUUCACGAUCUCUUCGGAGAAGAACCUGACAGAUCGAUCGACGCUGCUGGGGCUCAGUCGUCCAUUCGGUUGGCAAUUCUCGCGACCAAAUCCGGUGGAGUGGCAGUUUUGGUAGGGAUGGGUGCACCGGAAGUCCAAAUUCCAUUGAUCAACGCCCUGGUAAGGGAAGUCGAUAUUAGAGGAGUCUUCAGAUACGCGAACGAUUACGCUGACGCCCUGGAACUAGUGGCCUCUCGAAAAAUAGACGUGAAACCGCUGAUAACCCAAAAUUACAAAAUCGAGGAGACCGUAGCAGCGUUUGAUGCUGCAAAAUCUGGACAAGGUGAUGUCAUCAAAGUCAUGAUUCAUUGCGACUAGUCGAAACAAAGAAGGAAAGGAAACGAGAGCAACGUUUUGUCGCCUACCUUUUACACAAUGACGAAAUUCGAUAAUUGUAAAAUGUUUAGGAAAUCUAAGGGAACAGUCCCGAAUGAAUCGAUACCGUGGAUGUUAAACACUUUACGCGCGUCAGAUUAGACAAAGGGUUGACGUGUACCAUUGGCGAACUUGAAUUAUUAUCGACGACACGUAAAUCAGAUUCAAGGUCUUCGAGUUUUUAUCGUUUCGCUGAAACGCGAUGCGUAGAUAGUGUAAAAUGCCAUAUUGAAAUAUAUUAUAGCGACGAGCGUCUGGCACGCAUAGACUUUAAAUGUUAUUUUGUUGUAUACAUAACGCGAUUGGAAAUAUGGAAUGCGUAUUAUAAUUGAAGAAGUAACUUUCGAAUAUGCCGUAAUGGAAGACGUGUUCGACUUUGUAAUUUUAUCGUUGCGAACGCUGUAUGAUUACACUACUAGAAUACUGUAUAAUGUUGAUAACGUAAUCUAGUCGAUUUCGCGAUUUUUUAGGGACUAAGAAUGUUUCUGUUGUUGUCAGUUGAUAUUGAAAUUUCAGUGUAUAUAUAUUCAAAAUAAAAUGUUUUCGAGAUUAA